Messenger RNA from Trichoderma virens Gv29-8, 2988 nucleotides. RefSeq lists its product as uncharacterized. The transcript has a single exon. The record is from RefSeq and is a predicted model, not a curated record. NCBI's taxonomy places the organism in Eukaryota, Fungi, Ascomycota, Sordariomycetes, Hypocreales, Hypocreaceae. Bases 1 to 2988 code for a protein of 995 amino acids.
AUGUCAGCAGAGGAAUCUGUCGACAAUGGCGCCGACAAUGGCACUGAGAAGAAAGAACCCCCCAAGAAGCGAGGGCUGCCCUCAUUGCUCAACCAUUUCAAUGGCAAUGAUCUUAAGACUCUUUUCCGCUGUUCCAUAGCAGCUUGGGUUGCUUCCCUUUUGACAUUCAUUGAGCCGUCUCUUCAAAGCAUUGGUAUUUCUACCUUUUUUGCCGCCUUGGUUCUCUUUGUCACCCCGCCUGCUGGCAUCCUUCUCAUCUACCUCCUUGGAUCCCUAUCGCUCCUUUUCGGUAUGUGUUUAGCGUGGGCUUGGGGCAUCUUGACUAUGAAGGCUGCAUUGGCUGCCCGUCCAUCCUCGGAUACACAAGCACAACUCCAAGCCCUACAGCAGGCUGCCGUCGCUCAGGCGCAGAGCACCGGCCAAAAUGCAACGGUCAUCAGCAAGAUACUGGUCUACGAAGGUCAUAUGCUGGACGCCCGCGUGACGGUUGUAUACUAUGUCAUGUCACUUGCGUUCAUCUACUUCAUGUCACGCUUGCGAGCAAACAACGUCAAGCUAUUACUUCUUCAUCUCUUCGGCAACAUUGUUAUCGAUGUCUUUUUGCUAACUGGGCCGCUUCUCCCGACCUUCACUCCGCUCCUAGGGCAGGUACUGGUGAAGCCAGGAGCCAUAGGUGUCGGCAUUGGUGCUGCUUGUUGCUUGAUAUUCUUCCCGCAGUCUACUUCCUAUGCGGUUCUUCGAAAAAUGGAGCAACUCACCCGCAUGUUUGAUAUACCCCUUGACCUGACUCAGAAACGAUUUGCUGCUCAAAAACUGGAAGUGGCGCAGCUGAGGCAAACAAAGGACGGCAUGAUUGCACUUUAUAAAGCCAUGGAACCGGAAAUCGCCUUCCUCCCUCUAGAUAUUUCCCGUGGCCGGUGGAACGCCGACCAUGUCAAGGGUCUACAGGAAUGCAUCCGCCAGACCAUGAUAGCCAGCACAUCGUUGCUCGAUUUUCACAUCACCACCAUUUUAGCUCUGCAGAAAGAAAGCAAAGCCGGCUUGCAGUACGAUAAGCACUCGAGUGACGGACCGACCGGCGAAAAAGGCAGUCACGAGAUUGGUCAACGUGAUGUUUUGCAAUACGCGGAGUUGAUGAAAGCACUGCGAACGCCCGAGCAGAGCGAUCUUCGCAUUCGGAUGAUGGAAGCUAUGCGCGAAACAACCGCUCAAGUACUGCAAGCUUCUUCAGAGUCCAUCUCAAUCGUGGCCGAGUGUAUUAAUACCGUCAAUACUCGUCGAUGGAUACGCCAGCCAUCCCAGCAAGUGUUUGAUGGGCUAAUUCAACGACUGGAGACAGCUCUAGCGGCGUUACAGUCUGCCCGCGAGUCCUGUGUUACCAAUACCACUGAGGCAAUUAUAGAGUGCCACUCUGAUCUUUUUGACCAAGAUGGCCAGCUCAAGGUAUCAGACACUCUCCAGCCACAGUCUCUACAGGCGAUGAUGGUGGCCAUGGUAUUAGAAGAGCGGAUCCUCAGCAUGGCCGCGGCAACGGAGACAUUUCUGAGCCACGUUCUACAGUUGACAACGUCGCAAACGCGACAUCGCAUCUGGCUCCCGUCCCGCAUACGUUACGCCUUUCACUGGAUUUUCAGUGGGAGGGAAUCAAUUCCCAUCGCCGGGGUGUCUGAUGACGGCGGUGAAGAUGAUCCAGACGCGGCCGAUGAACAGUCCAAGGAGGUGCGACAGCGGCUCCGCCUCAUUCGAGGCUACGAGUCUCCUACUCGAGCAGGCCCAGUCGCCAGAGCCGUUGCCGGGACCUACCGUUGGUUCACCAACCCAGCCGGCAUGUAUGCAAUGCGAAUGGUUGUCGUAACACUUGCCACUGCCAUUCCCGCAUCAAUCCCUCACUCGGCCGGCUUCUUCUAUCGCGAGAAGGGAUUGUGGGCUGUCAUCACCGCGCAGACAUGCGUGCUUCUCUACAUGGCUGAUUUUACUUUUUCUCUCAUCUCCAGAUUCCUCGGCACAGUGAUUGGAGGAGUCUUUGGCCUUGUUGCGUGGUACAUAGGGUCUGGUAGUGGCCCAGGCAACCCAUAUGGGCUGGCCGCUAGCGUGGCAGUUUUCACCGUGAUAAGUAUGUGGUUGAGGGUAUUCUUACCGCUCGCAUAUACCCAAGCAACGGCCAUGUGCGGCGUCACCUUCAUCCUCAUCAUUGGCUUCAGCUAUGACAAUGUCCAUUUGCCGCAGUACGGAAACCCAGGCAGAGGCUAUGAGGCAUUCUGGAAGCGAUUGGUCACUGUCUUGUUGGGAUUUCUCGCUGCGACCAUUGUUCAACUCUUCCCCAAGCCCCCAUCUGCCACCGGACAUGUGUCUAAGACUCUGGCGAAUACCGUUCGUACCCUAUCAGACUAUUACGCCCUACUUUUAUCACACUGGAGUCGGACAAACCCGGAGGGACCUAUUGGUGCUGCUGCCAUAGAGGAACUAACACUGGAAGUUGCAGAGACUCUCUCAUCAUUAAAUGGUUCCUUAGCCCUUCUAAAGGUGGACUUCAGUGCGGGUCCCUUCGAUCAAGCAGCUCUGCGUCAGACUCAAGAGCAGUGCCAAAACAUGAACCAAGCACUUGGAAGACUCUUGUAUCUGUCGACUACUCUUCCCAAGGAAUUUCAAGAGAGAAUAGUUACUGCUCUCGGAAUAUUGAAUGAUGGUGCUAUCGGAAACAUCAUGGCCGUGUUGGCAAUCGUCGAACAAGCCCUGCGGACUGGAUCCCCUCUCCCCGAAAGACUCCCUGUACCUCUUGUACGUACCUGCUUUGAGUCCCUAUCCUAUGCACAGCACCAUAAGAUCGAGUUGAACACAUCGCUUGUGCGAGAUGAGAAUUACCGACGGUAUUGUGUUGCCGUGUCGUCUUACCUGAAGUUUCUUACUGCUAUCGAUGAUUUAGUCUUGACUUUGAAGGGAGCACUGGGAGAGCGGCACGUCAUAUAUCUAUGGGAUGACGAUGUUUAA